CCCCCCCACCUUGCCCGCCACAUGGCGAGAAGGAACAGUCCGCCCGUGACGUCACUCCCCCACCCGUGACGUCACUCCCACAGCCGCACCGCGUCCUGCAGUGAGACGCUGCCGACAUCGCCAAGGUCGCCGGUCAACCAUGGCAGCUCACAAGGUGGUGCGGGUACCGACCAAGCCGUACGAUGACCAGAAGCCCGGCACCAGCGGCCUGCGCAAGCGCGUCUCCGUCUUCCAGAGCAAGGAGCACUAUGCGGAGAAUUUCGUGCAGGCCGUGCUGGGCUCCCUGGAGCCCGCCGAGCGAACCGGGGCCACCCUGCUAUGCGGCGGGGACGGCCGCUUCUACAUGCACCACGCCAUUGCCCUCAUCGCACGCAUCUCGGCGGCAAACGGAAUUGGGCGGCUGGUGAUCGGACAAAAAGGCAUCUUCUCCACCCCGGCCGUGUCCAACCUCAUCCGCAAGCGCAAGGCGGUCGGAGGGAUCAUCCUGACGGCGAGCCACAACCCCGGCGGCCCCAACGGAGACUUCGGCAUUAAGUUCAACACGGCCAAUGGAGGGCCUGCGCCCGAGGGAGUGACGGCAAAGAUCUUCGAGUUGAGCAAAACGCUGAAGGAGUUCCUCACCUGCCCGGACAUCAACGUGGAUCUGACGAAGAUUGGCACGCAGACCUUCAACGUCGAGGGCAGUGCCCAGCCCUUCACCGUGGAGAUCAUCGACUCGGUGGAGGACUACCUCGUCAUGCUCAAGGACAUCUUCGACCUGCCCGCCAUCAAGUCGCUCCUCACCGGCCCCAAAGCGCUGAAGCUCCGCGUGGACGCCAUGCACGGAGUGAUGGGGCCGUACGUGCGCCGCGUGCUGGUGCAGGAGCUGGGCGCGCCCGCGGAUUCGGCCGUCAGCUGUGAGCCCCUCGAGGACUUUGGAGGUCACCACCCGGACCCCAACCUCACGUACGCGGCCGAGCUCGUGACGGCGAUGAAGUCCGGCGAGUUCGGGGUCGGCGCUGCCUUCGACGGCGACGGGGAUCGCAACAUGAUCCUGGGGCACAAAGGCUUCUUCGUGAACCCCUCCGACUCGGUGGCCGUCAUCGCCGCCAACAUCUCGUGCAUCCCGUUCUUCCAGCGCACGGGCGUCAAGGGCUUCGCGCGUAGCAUGCCCACCAGCGGCGCCAUCGACCGGGUGGCGGAGGUGGAGAAGGUGGCCUUGUUCGAGGUGCCCACGGGAUGGAAGUUCUUCGGGAACCUGAUGGACGCGGGAAAGCUGUCGCUGUGCGGAGAGGAGAGCUUCGGCACGGGCUCCGACCACAUCCGAGAGAAAGACGGGAUGUGGGCCCUGCUGGCGUGGCUGUCCAUCCUCGCCUUCCGCAAGGAGAGCAUCGAACAGAUCAUGAAGGCGCACUGGGCCAAAUACGGACGCAACUUCUUCACCCGCUACGACUACGAAGAGGUGGACUCGGGCGCGGCCAACACGAUGAUGUCCGACCUGGAGAAGAAGCUGUUCGACCCGGCCUUCGUGGGCAAGGCCUUCACCGAGGGGGACAAGACCUUCACGGUCGCCAAGUCGGACAACUUCUCCUACACCGACCCCGUGGACGGCAGCGUCUCCAAGAACCAGGGUCUACGCCUCAUCUUCACCGAUGGCUCGCGCAUCAUUUUCCGGUUGAGCGGAACGGGCAGUGCCGGGGCAACUAUCCGACUCUACAUCGACAGCUAUGAGAAGGACCCUGCCAAGAUCUACCAAGAUCCUCAGGUGAUGCUGGCUCCUCUGGUGGCCAUCUCCCAGAAGCUCUCCGAUCUCCACGGGCGCACGGGUCGCACCGGCCCGACCGUCAUCACUUAGCCGGCACGCGCCACGGCGACAGGCGCGAGAACACGACCCCGCACGCGGUGCACUCCACCAGCCCCGCCCCCCCCCCUCCCCUUGGCCUACGUCUCGCUUCGCCGAUAGUUUUGACCCCCGACCCAGGGGAAAUGCCUUUUGGUGUUGUCCGUUGCUAAACUUUGUCUAGUGUAAGAAACCAACAUUCGCAAACUCAUGGAUAUUGCUGCUGUUGCGUUCAUUGUGUCGGACAGUUGUAGGAUUUUUUUUCUCAAUUCAAUCUUCUGCUGGUAGCUAUGCGGAACUACGUAUUUUGAAUUGGUGUAAAACAGGAUUGUUAUCGGAGGUUGAACACAUUUUGGUGCGGUACUGCAUUGGCAGUGGUAGACAAGCACAAAUAACAAAAAGUCAAUACAUUCGUCAAUACUCUUUGGUUCUUUCGGUAAAGUCACGUAGGUAAAAAUAAAAAUGAAUUAAAUCACGACGUUUCGGAUGCAACACAAGCGUCUGUCAUCAUUUUAAAUUUUUUUUUCCUACGUGACUUUACCGAAAGAACCAAAGCGUAUGGAUCCUUGCAGUCACGAAAACUUCAAACAUUCGUCAAUAACACUUCUUCCCUAAAAGGUACGAAUAUAUAUAAUAGAUAACGUGUCUUCUGGCUGUGGCCAUUCAUCGCGGUGGAAGAAAAGAGACAACAUUUUGGUGACGUUUUAGGCAAUUGCAUUUUUUUCAUCGCAAAAGAUGGGCCAUUUCCAGAAAUGUCCCCCAUGAUAUUGUUCUUCUUUCAGGGCAGUGUUGUUGAUUAUUUUUUGAGGUUUUGUUAUUCUUAGGGUUGCAUCGUCUUACUCUUUGGUUCUUUCGGUGAAGUCACGUUUUAAAGAGAAAAUAAUAAAUUAAAUACUAGCAUACGACAUUUCGAUUGCAACACAAGCAAUCAUCAUCAGGUAUAAAUUAAAUAGAAACACAAAUCUAAUAUACUUAGAAAUGUAAUGUAAUACAACAGAGAGUCGGAUAACAUAACAGUCAGCACCCUUAUGUUAUCCGACUCUCUGUUGUAUUACAUUACAUUUCUAAGUAUACUAGAUUUGUGUUUCUAUUUCAUUUAUACCUGAUGAUGAUUGCUUGUGUUGCAAUCGAAACGUCGUAUGCUAGUAUUUAAUUUAUUAUUUUCUCUUUAUACGUCACUUUACCGAAAGAACCAAAGAGUAAUUUCCUGCAGUCACGAAAGCUCCACAUUAAGUUUGCAUCGUCUUGUGCUAAAAUUUCAUGAAAAAUGCCAUCAUUCUCCCUUAAGAACGUGCUUGAUUCUAUCAAAAUGGUUCGGGUAAUCUGCGACUGGGCAUUUCCAUAAUAUAUAUCCACAGUACGAUCAAAGGAAGCCACAGUGGGAAUCUGUAACGGCAUAUUUGUGCGCCUGUAGAGCUUGAUUACACGACAUUGUAGCUAAACUGUAUCGUGCACUCGUUUAUGUUGCAAAUAUCAUGCACUGACGCCAACGUUGUCGUUAACUCAGUUGAGAAUGAAAACGAAAACACAUCCACUUGUGGCCUAAGCACCAAGUUUGUGGAGUUAAAAGUUAACAGGUGGUGGUUUCAAAACAGGGUUAUUUUGACAUUGUCAAUAAUACUCUCUGGUUCUUUCGGUAAAGUCACGUAGAUAGAAAAAAUAAUAAAAGAAAACACGACGUUUCGGUCGCAACACAAGCGGCCGUCUUCAGGUGAGAAAAAUUAUCUGCUGUUGUGGCUUUAUAUAGGCACGAGAGGGAGAUUAUUUUUGUCACCUGAAGACGGCCGAAAGAAUCACAGAGAGUAUGGAUUCCUGCAUUCACGAAAGCUUAAAAUCAAGAUUGUCAAUAAUAUUUAAAAUGUGAUUUAUUUGUAGCUACUUUUCUUCACGUAUUAGCGUUUCAAUUCCUAGCGCUGUUUUCCAUCAAACGUGGAGCUGCAGAUUCGUAUUGUGUAUGUAUGUGUGAGUCAAACACUGAUUCACUCAUUCACACAGCUGGUGUAUUGAGCUCACCAGAAAACAUUGAUGUAUUCAAUAUGAGGAGGUACACUGUUAUAACGUUAACAUUUAACUCUCACAAAUAGUACUUUGCUCCGUUGCCUUGAAAUGCUGCGCAAAUAAGAUGAAUGUCCAUUUAAUCCUUGCAGGGGUUGGCAUGAUGCAAAGUCCUAAAUCGAUACAUCCCUGAUUGUAUGGCAGCCAAAGUGAAUAGUGCCGAUGGCCUGCGGCAAUACACUCCAAUAGAUGUUUUGCUUAGGCCAUCGACCGUUCACAGGACCGCAAAACAAUAAGUAACGUGAAUCGCUGUGGAGCUGAUGAUGAAUUAUCUUUGUGAGGUUCGUGGGUAUUGAACUCGAAACCUUUUGCAAUCCAGCCUGACUUGUUCUUCAGUUCACACACACACUGAUAAUGGUUUACUUGUUUAGAAAAAUGUAUGUACAGUGGUACCUCGGUAUACGUCGUUAAUUCGUUCCAGGAAGGUAGGACUUAUACCGAAAAUGACGUAAGUACCAAACGAAUUUUUCCCAUAAGAAAUAAAGUGAAAGGAAAUAUCCGUUGCAGAGUAUAAGAAAUGAUAUUUUACAUGGCAUAUUAUAAAUUAAUGGGGUUGUAUAAAAUAAUUUAGACACUACUAAUUACUAAAAUGCAUACAUACAUUAAAAUAAAUGCAUAAAUAAAUUAAAAUAAAUUUUAAUGAAAUGUAACAUCACUUUACCUUGCUAAGAGGAGUUGAUAGCCUACGAGGAUGGUGGUGAGGAAGAGGAGGAGGUGUGAACGGGGUACGUGGUGACUCAUCCCGACCCAUACAAGUUCUAGCAAGCGCGUCGUAUCCCAAGCAAGACGUCGUAUCCCAAGACUUUUUCUCUCGUAAAAACACGACGUAUACCAAAUUCGACGUAUUCCAAAGCGGUCGUAUACCGAGGUAUGACUACGUUUUAAAGACUAUAAAUCAGGUCCAUAACGGUUGUGAAAGUGUCGGAGUACAAGAGCAAGGGCAGUAAAGAAGAGGGUACGCAGGGAUGUCUGUGCGGUGUCAUUCUUGUUGGUGACAUUGUGCAAAGCAGAUGCCCUGUCACAAAAUGCAAUUAAGGAGGGCAGGAUCUUUUGUUGGCACUGAAAAUUUACUACACUCCUUACACAAAGUGCUUUCCACAAAUGAACCAUAAUACCUUGCUGAUCUCGUCAAGGUUAGCCAUUGAACAAAGUCGGUCACCGCAUCGCGCGAUUUGGGAUGCGCUUCCGUGGCCGUCUGGAACGUUCUUCCGAUAUUAGGAAGCAUCUGGAGCUAUGCACUUUUAAAUCUAGAUUGAAAAGCAAUGUCUUUAAAACUGCUUCUUGUGUUUAGUUGUCUUUCUCCUGCACCUUCGAUUAUCACGGUUGGCUACAUACGGCGUGAAAGAAGUUCAGCAUACAUACAUACAUACUGCUGUAGAAGGUGGCAUUGCUGCAGAGGCAAGUGGAAACGAGUGAAGCUGACUUGCACAGAAUUAAGGCGUUUUCAUCUCCGCUUGACGGUGUGCAGAGUGCAAAAUGGCUUUUACUGGGGCAACUUGAAGAGUGAAAGUCAAAAUAAUAAUGGUUCAAGAUGCAGAAUGUGGAAUGACUGAAAUACUGUAAACUCAAAGCGGUCCACCAUUUCAUUGCAGUCUGCAUACACUCAAAAGCAAACCCGUAAAUAUCCUUUUGAGUCGGGUGCAUAAGUGAAAGUGUUAUUGAUAGGCCCUGUAUGCAAUUUGGAUGUGUCUUCCAUCAUUUCUACCAAUGGACUGUAAGUUGAUUUAGGCUAAACAAUACGUGGUUUACUUGCAAGUUCACGGUGACAUUUCAUAUUGACGGGGCAACAUCAGACCUUGCCAAGAUAUUCGUCUCGCACGCUGGCACCAGCACACAUUUUGACAAAGUCCGCUGUCGAUCGUUCUUGAUGUUUCCCACCGUAACUUAAAAAAAUCACCCUUGCACGCUGGUUCAUCAGCAAGGGGGGAUGUCCGUACGUGGUGCGGAACACGUUCAUCGUUGAUGUGAAAUUAACAAUAAAUGUAUUGAAAUGGCUAA
Messenger RNA from Lethenteron reissneri (Far Eastern brook lamprey), 5872 nucleotides. It is a transcript of the gene PGM1, whose product is annotated as phosphoglucomutase 1. The record is from RefSeq and is a predicted model, not a curated record. Gene Ontology annotation, cellular component: cytosol. NCBI's taxonomy places the organism in Eukaryota, Metazoa, Chordata, Hyperoartia, Petromyzontiformes, Petromyzontidae. Gene Ontology annotation, biological process: carbohydrate metabolic process. Gene Ontology annotation, molecular function: magnesium ion binding; phosphoglucomutase activity.